Molecule: messenger RNA, 2825 nt
Organism: Engraulis encrasicolus (European anchovy)
Lineage: Eukaryota; Metazoa; Chordata; Actinopteri; Clupeiformes; Engraulidae
Gene: cep89
Product: centrosomal protein 89
Exons: 21
Coding region: 211-2796 (861 amino acids)
Biological process (GO): mitochondrion organization; cilium assembly; chemical synaptic transmission
Cellular component (GO): centriole; ciliary transition fiber
Source: RefSeq, a predicted model, not a curated record
CGUAGGCGUGUGUUACUCCUGGAAGUGACCGUUGCUGUUCAAAUAUCUUGUAGCUGACCUGUGUGCCAAGUCGUGAUCAGAAGGCUAUUUUAGUUGUUUACAAUCUGAGAUACAAAGUAACUUCUAUUGUUUCGCCAGCUGAGAGCGACAUUGUAGCCUACCAAUCGUUCGGGAGGAGAAAAAAGGGGAACAGCAAUCAAACGCCAAGCUAUGCAGUUCGAUAAGAUGUCCAAGUUCAAUUUUAGCUUCAGGAGAAGCGAAAGAAAAGCAUUUAAGCAUAUAGCUCAUGGUCUGAUUCCUGCUGCCACCAUCGCCCCCCGACCUGCCGUGCCCCGCACCCCUCCCCCCCGGAGCCCCAGCCCCUCCCCCGAGAGACCCAGGUCGGCUUUGGCGGCGGCCAUCUUGUCUUCGUCUCUGACGGGGCGCACGGUGGCCAUUCCCCCCCCGAGCACCCUCACACACACACGCACGCGCUCGCUCUCCGAAAGUGACACACACUCGCGCUCAGAACACUCACACGCCUUUCAGCCCUUCGCCACCACCGCCCUCUACACCAGAGACCAGUGGUCAGUGCCUGUAGGCUCCAGGUCGCGUCACUCCUCCCCGGGUCGCUCAGGAGAGGAGGAGGAAGAGGAGGAAGAAGAGGAGCACGAUGAAGAUGAUGACGAAGACGUAGAGGAGGAAGAGGAAGAGGAGGAGGAGAGGGAAGACAGAAACACACACAUCUACCAAACAGUAGAUGACAACAAUACCAGCCCUGUAUACGCCAUACCACACAAGAAGUCUUCCCACUCAGAGCCAGAUGACCUGACCGGAGAGAGCACCUUUGAUGUCGUCUCACCCCUACACACGGAAGAGGAGGUUGAAGAGGAAACUAGAGAGAAGCGUUCCUCUCCUCCCCAGGCCAGACUCUCGUCCCCCCCACAGCCUCGAUCCCCCACCAGCAGACACACACACACACACAGCUCCAGCAAAGCCAUGCCCUCCGCAGGUGUGUGUGUGGAGCGUGCUGAAGUGAAGGACACCAGCAGGAAGCAGCCAAAGAAGAGUCCAGAGCUGACCAGUGCAACACACACACACACUCGCACAGACUCCUCAAGAACAGAGAGAGAGGAGAGGGAGGCCCUCAGGAGGAGGUGUAGAGAGGUGGAGGAAGAGAGGGACGCCCUGAGAAGGAGGUGCGAUGAGCGCAAGGAGGAGAGGGAUGCCCUGAGGAGGAGGUGUAAAGAGGUGGAGGAGGAGAGGAAUGGCCUCAGGAGGAGGUGCGAGGAGCAGAGGGAGGAGAGAGAAGCGCUCAAGAGGAGGUGCGAGGAGCAGAGUCGACUCCUGCAGAACACCCAGCAGCAACUCCUCCUCCUGCAGAGGGAGAACCAAUCAGAAAACAGAACACACACAGAGUUGGAGUGUCUGCGUGUGCAGGCUCAGGAGUUGGUGGAUGAGAAUGAUGCUCUGAAGAUGACCGUCCAUCGCCUCAGCGUACAGCUCAGCACGUACCAGAACACACACACACAGCAGGUGUCUAAGUCAGCUGGGUUGCCAGGGAAGGGUCCUCCUCCUCCUUGGCUGCUGGAUGUGAAGUACCUGUCUCCCCUGGCUGUGGCCUAUGAGGAUCGGCUCACUGAGAAGGACACACUGCUGAAGACAUGCCAGGAGGAGGUGUGUGUGUUGCGUGCGAGGACGGAGGAGGUGGUGAAGGAGAACCAGAGACUCCACCAGGAGAUGGAGGAGGAGAACACCGGCAGCCGCAAGGAAUGGAGGCAGCUGCAGGAUCAGUGUCGUCUGGUUCUGGACGAGAACAGAAUUCUACUGGAGCAGCUGGACACACAGCAGAAGAGGACACGAGACACACACACACGACACACACACGAGGUGGCUAAGGUGUGUAAGCAGCUGGUGUUGCGUGAGCAGGAGGUGUGUGUGUUGCGCGGGGAGCUGGAGGAGGUGAAGAGGGAGCUACACACACUCCAACACCAGGAGGCGCUCACACACACACAACACCAGGCGGACAUCGCACAGCUCUCACACACACAACACCAGGCGGACCUCGCACAGCUCUCACAGCGUGUAGAUGAGGAGAAUGUGCGUUGGCAGCUGCAGGUGGAUGAGCUGGUUUCCAAGAUGGCCGCCCUGCAGGCGGAGAGGAAGUCCCUGGCGCUCGACAAGAGCCAAUCAGACGCCGCCAACAAGGGCCUGGAGGCAGAGCUGGACAUCUCAAGACACGCCCACAAGAAGCUUCAGCGUCGUGUGGAGGGUCUUAAGCAGCAGCUGGAGCAGUCUAUGGAUAAGGAGCUGGAGGCCUUGCAGUACCUCUCAGGAGUAGUGGGCCUAGCAGAACACACCACACAGCAACGAGACCAACUCAUACACAUGGCUUCUACGUUGGAGAAGGGAAAGCAAGACGUCGUCAUGAGAAUCAUACAGGGAACUAUGCAGCUGGCCAAACUACAGGAGAAACUGAAGGUGUACCGGCGUGAGGCGGCCAGUAGUGUGUGUGUUCUGGGGCGUCGCCUGGUGGAGCAGGAGCAGGCGAUGGAGGGACACACACACACUUUCCAGCAGGAGAGACGACACCUACAGGGGCUGCUGAGGGACAAACAGCACGCACUGGACACCGCUCUGCAGCAGAAGAGGGAGGUGCAGUGUGAGUUGGAUGCGGUGUGGGAGUGUGUGUCCAGAGAGAGCCAGAAGGGUUGCCAGGUAACCGAUCUGGAGUCGCCCCCGCUGGUCGCCCCUAGCAACGCACCCUCCCUCGACUGGACCCCCCCACACGGAUCACCUGUAGACUUCUACUCUUGACACACACACACACACACACACACACACAC